AUGAGAACGUUGGUGAACGAUGACACGACAUACGAAAGAGUUCGUUCUGAUCCCACAACUAGAUAUCAGAAUGGAAACAACUCACUAGUCAAACGGCUCAAGGACUUGAAGCUCAUUGACUACAGGACAGCUAAGGAGUUAACCACGAACAACGCGAUUUGUCCCAGGAUCUACGGCCAGCCGAAGGCGCAUAAGCAGAACCUGCCGCUUCGACCUGUCAUUCCCAACGUAACAGCCCCGACAUACAAACUCGCCAAAUACGUAGCCAACAUCCUCCAGAGCUCAAUCCACAGUCCCUACAACACGGCCAGCUCAUUUGAGUUCUGCGACGGAGUGAAUAACAUCACACUUCCAGAAGGAUAUGUUAUGAUUUCUCUGGAUGUGACGUCUCUUUUCACUAACGUACCGCGGCACCUGGUUACAAAAAACAUCAUUCACCGGUGGAAUGAAGUUGAUACCCGUAUCAAUCUGGAUCUGUUUUUGGAGAUCGUCGAGUACUGUAAAGAGGCCAGUUAUUUCUGCUUUGAAGGGCAGUAUUACAAACAGACAUUCGGGACGGCUAUGGGAAGCCCGCUGUCGCCAAUUGCGGCGGACAUUGUACUGGAUGCAGUCAUCGCUCAAGCUAUGAGAUCUCUACCGUUCGAGAUAACAAUAUUCAGGAAAUACGUGGACGAUAUAUUCAUGGCGAUACCACGGAACACCGAGCAACAAGUCCUGCAAGCAUUCAACAAUGUGGAACCGAGAAUUCAGUUUACCAUUGAAGCCGAGAAAGACCAAAAACUGGCGUUUCUAGACGUGACGGUAAUCAGAAACCCAGACCAAACCCUAACCACGGAGUGGUAUGCAAAACCGAUUGCAUCAGGGCGCAUGCUUAACUACAAAUCCCACCACCAACUCAAACACAAGAUGAACGUAGCCAAGAACUUCAUCCACAGGGUCUGGUACCUCACUCGAAAUAAGUCCACAGAGGAAAUAGUGAACAUCAUCCACCGACAUCUCCAGCUGAAUGACUACCCCAAACAAUUAAUCAAUCGAUUAAUCAACCUGUAUGAGAACCAAAAACAAUCACCUACACCACCCACACUGACUUAA
Aedes albopictus (Asian tiger mosquito) is the source of this 1092-nucleotide messenger RNA. RefSeq lists its product as uncharacterized. Bases 1 to 1092 code for a protein of 363 amino acids. The transcript has a single exon. Lineage: Eukaryota; Metazoa; Arthropoda; Insecta; Diptera; Culicidae. The record is from RefSeq and is a predicted model, not a curated record.